CUUCCGUGGCUGUCCGCUAGAAAAAGCACACUGUGUUUCUUUGUUCGCUGUUUCUGACUGUUGGCGAUGUUUCUGCAGCUCCUUACAAUGUUUUUAUCUUCACGCUGACAUCAAAAACCAACCAACCAGAAUCAUUAGCAGUCACAGCAACAUCAGAAGUAGUAGUUCUAACAUCAAUAAUCAAGCAACCAGUAUCACUGGCAUUCACUGCAACAGCACACUGCAGCAGCAGUGGUAAUAGGAGCAGUCAUCACACCAGAAGAAGGCAGCCACCCUUGAGAAGCCAGGAUUUUUGCUGGGGCAAAUCAGUGAACAACAGCACAUAACAGGGAACAGGUAAAUGUUUGCAAGCAGAGGAAUCUACAACAAGGUAUGAAAUCCAGUAACAGUGUAAGAGAAAUGCAUCAACAGAGUGUAAAGUCGCAGGUCAGUCGGAUUGUUCAAAUCAGCUAAGAAUUAUGAGUCUGAACAUUCAGUGUCUUAUAAACAAGUACUUUGAACUUGAGGUAGCAGCAAAUAGUGACCAUAUUGAUUGUUUAUGUGUUAUGGAACAUUGGUGUAGGGUCAAUGAACUAAACAGCAUAAAAUUAAGCCAAUAUAAACUUGCCUGUCAGUACUGUAUGCAAAAUGCCAAAGGUGGUGGUGUACCCAUUUCUCUAAAUCCCCAGCUUAAACUUAAGUUAAGAUAUGAGGCUAAAUGACUAAUCAUAGAAAAGGAUUUUGAAGCAGUAGUCAUUCAGUUAUAUAGUUUAAAGAAGAAAAUAAUUGUUGCAGCAAUUUACAGAUCACCAUCUGGAGAUACUGAAGUCUUUCUUAAGAAUUUGGAAGGAAAAUGAGAACUCUAACAUAAUUCUUUGUGGUGAGUUUAAUAUUAAUGUAUUGGUCCAGAGUUCAGAAAAAAACGAGUUUUUAGACAUACUAAAAAGCUUCAACAUGUUCCCCCACAUAUCAGCUCCCCCUAGAACAACAGAUUCCAGUGAAAGCCUAAUAGAUAACAUCUUCUCAAAUGUGGUCACACAUAAAGUUGCAGUUACAAAUGUGAAUUUAGGAUUAUCAGAUCAUAAUGCACUAACCUUUAAUCUCACUGCAACUCCCAAGGACGAGGAAAAUAAAAAGGAGUACAAACAAUUUUUCUCUACUGAAAAUUGUAAUCAGUUCAAAAAUAAUUUAAAAAAUGUAGUUUGGUCAGAGGUCUUGGGACAAACAAACACAAAUGAUGCUUACAAUAUAUUUGCUUCCACUUUUAUGACAUACUUUGAAAUGUGUUUCCCAAAUAAGCUUUUGAGUAAUAGAUCAUCUGGAUCCAAAGGGACCUGGAUUACACCCGGAAUUAAAAAUUUAAGUGAAACCAUGAAAUUAUUAAUCUUAAAGUUAAAAACAUGUCAGGAUCAGCAGUUUGUUGAAUAUAUGAGGACAUACAAAAAGACUUACCACAAAGCAAUAGCAAAAGCAAAAUUAUUAAGUAAUGAUAGAUUAAUAAGGCAGGGUAGUAGCAAGUACAGAAUGAUGUGGAAAAUGGAAAAAAAGAAAUUGGGAGUCAAACUAAAGAACAGGAAAUCAAUCUUAAAAAUAAUGAAAAUAUCCCCAUAGAAAAAUAUGUCAUGGCAAACUAUGUAAACAAUUAUUUUGUAAAUAUUCCCUUACUUUAAGUAGUAAAUUUAAGCAACAACCUACAGUGACGACUCCAAUGGUAAAUACCAGCAUGAGGGCAGUCUCAGCAGAUGUGCAUGAAGUUCUAAAAGUCAUUAAAUGCUUGAAAUCCAAAAUUUCCUCUGGGUUGGAUGAUGUACCUGUAUCAAUAAUUAAGAAAAUUGCUCCAUGUGUUGUCUAACCUAUAGUGCACAUAGCAAACUUGUCCCUUAGUGAAGGAAGAUUUCCGGAUAAACUUAAAAUCUCUAAAGUGAUACCUCUAUACAGAAAUGGUGACAGACAUAAAAUCGAAAAUUACUGACCUAUAGCUCUCCUCCCAGCCUUCUCCAAAAUACUUGAGGAAUUAAUGAAAAUCAGGGUUACAAAAUAUCUAGAAAAACAUAAACUAAUAAAUAACAGUCAACAUGGUUUUCGAGCAGGACACAGUACAGAAACAGCCAUAUUGGACUACACAACAGAGCUAGUAAGAAAUUUGGAGUCAAAUAAACAGGUUGUUGGAAUUAAUCUAGAUUUAUCCAAAGCCUUCGAUACUGUGAACCAUGUAAUAUUACUAGGGAACUUGAAGCAAUAAGCAUUAGGGGUACUGUUAAAAAAUGGUUUGAAUCUUAUCUGCAAAACAGGUCACAAGUUGUUGAGCUGAGGUCAUCCAACAAUCUUAAACUCAUAUCUGAACCAAAACAAAUUGAAAUAGGUGUUCCACAGGGCAGCAUUCUGGGCCCAUUGUUAUUUCUAAUUUAUAUCAAUGAUAUACAGGCUCCAGACACCUCAGCCAAAAUUCUACUACUUGCAGAUGACACGAGUAUCAUAAUUAGUGAUAUAAAAGAAUCAUUGUGUACUACAGCACAAAAAAUGCUCUCAUACAUACAGUCAUGGUUUUAUUCAUGUUGACAUUAAGUACAAAGAAAACAAACUUUAUACAGUAUGGAAGCAAGUGUCAAGGGGAAAAUAUGUGCAUUGUGCUGGAUAAGAAAACAAAUAGAAAAAGUGUGCACCACAAAGUUUCUGGGAAUGCGAAUUGACCAAGAUUUAAUCUGGAGAGAACACAGUGUAUAUCUUACUCAGAAACUUAGCUCAGCAUGUUUUGCCUUAAGAAUAAUAUCCAAAGUAUUUCCAGUCAGCUGCAAGCUAUGGCAUAAGUUUUUGGGGAAAAACCAGGUCAAGACUAAAUGACAUUUUUAUUAUGCACAAAAGAGCUAUUGGUAUCAUGACACACAGCCCACCACAAACUCACUGUAGACCCUUAUUCAGACAACUAAAAAUACUGACAAUACCAUCAAUAUAUAUUUUUAAAUGCCUGGAAAUGAUCAGUAAAAAUAACUGCGAUCUCCAAACCAACUCAAGCAACCAUGAUCACAAUCCAAGGCAUUGUAAAGACUUCCCCAUUACCUAUGUAGCAAAAACUAGAAGUCAGAAACAUGUUAGCCACUUAGGAAUAAAGCUUUUAAAUGCACUUACAUCUCAAAUUAAAGAAUUGAAAGGCAAAAGUAAUUUCAAACAUGAAGUAAAAAAAUACUUGAUGGAAAAAUGCUUCUACGGUGUAAAUGAAUACCUGUCUCAGACUGUGGAUUGAAACCUGUACUUAAUUUUUAAAAAUUCAAACGAAUUUAAUUAUGUUUUCAAGUUUGUAAUUAUGGUACUUAUGAAAAAUCUGUUAAAUAUCUGUAAUACGUUUUGUGUAUAAGGCGUAGUUCAUGAUCUGUAAUUGUUUAUCAUGAGCAUGUACUCUUGUUUUUAUGUAAUAAGUUAUUGUACACUACUUAUGUACUAUGUUUAUGUAAUCUGUUUUGCUGUUUGUAUAUGUUUGUCCAGUUAUUAUGUGUAUGUAUUGUUACGUGUUACGAGUAAUCAAAUGACAAAUCUUAUAUCACAUGUGUGACCUAUUGGAUGCUAUA
Messenger RNA from Schistocerca gregaria, 3542 nucleotides. RefSeq lists its product as uncharacterized. The transcript has 2 exons. Bases 934 to 1590 code for a protein of 218 amino acids. The record is from RefSeq and is a predicted model, not a curated record. NCBI's taxonomy places the organism in Eukaryota, Metazoa, Arthropoda, Insecta, Orthoptera, Acrididae.